This is a messenger RNA of Bactrocera tryoni, 2152 nucleotides long. RefSeq names its product radial spoke head protein 4 homolog A (gene Rsph4a). Lineage: Eukaryota; Metazoa; Arthropoda; Insecta; Diptera; Tephritidae. The record is from RefSeq and is a predicted model, not a curated record. The transcript has 4 exons. Gene Ontology annotation, biological process: cilium assembly; cilium movement involved in cell motility; axoneme assembly. The coding region runs from base 14 to 2152 and encodes 712 amino acids. Gene Ontology annotation, cellular component: radial spoke; axoneme.
UUAAAUCAUACCAAUGGAGUUCGGAGAGAAGCAAUCUUGUGACGGCUUUACGUUCGAUACAACCUCGAGUUCUAAGAUUGAUUUUCCCUGUGGUGAUCCUGAAUCGAGAAGAAAAGCUGAACACAUUGAGAAGCCGGAGAAAUCGGAGGAAUCAGACGAUCCAUGCGCGAACAUGGUCUCGACCUCAUCUUCUUCAUCCACUAACACAAUGCUGAGUCAAUAUUUCGGUUCCGAAUGUCACAAGCGCGAUCACACUCGCAAAGAGCCGCCCAAUAUUGGAUAUGAGUUGAAUGUGGCCAAAGCCAUUAUGCAACAAUAUAGCACCAUUAGUGGUGAUAAUUUAUUUGACCACUUAGCCGACAUUAUCAAGCGAGUUAUUGACGAACGUCCACCCAACGUAAUAGAUUUCUUCGAGGAAUUUAGUCGCAAUGUGCGUGAACAAAAGUUGCAUUUACCAGAACGAUUUCCACCGGACGGAGUCUUCGAAGAAUCGCGUAUUUAUCGUGUGGCGAAAAAAUUUCUUUUGUCUAUGAAGUUACCUGUACCCGAACCGAACGAGCUGCAGGUCGCUGAUGAAAUGGCCACUGUCGAGGAGUCCAAAUCUGCUAUUUUAGAAGGUUUGAAGCUCGACAUAUUGGAUUUGAGUCGCUUCAUAACCUUUAACGAACGUGUGCAGCAUUUGCAAUUCUUCUGGAAUCAAUGUGGUUUUGGUAUCAAUUCCGAUGAUAUUUUCCAACUCGCUUGUGCCAUGGAUCGUUUGCAGACACAUCCUUCUAUAAUGCAAUGUCGCUUUUGGGGUAUGAUAAAUGGUCUCAAAGCGUCGUAUUACAUUGUAGAAGCUUCAUUAUCCCAUGAAGAAGUGCUAUCGCGCGUCGAUCAAAUGACGGAAGAAUUACAAGAAAAACAUAAGGAUAUGCUGUCGCGAUUAGUGUCGGGCACAAAACCGCUGCCUACAUUUGUUGGACCCGAAUUAACGCCCGGAAAAUUAGGUUGGGAUGAUCAUCCAAUUGAAGAAAUUGAGAAAAUGGUACCGGCGGCUGCACCCAUACCACUGGCUGAGUCUAAAGAAGUUUUCAAUAUACCGCCAGAAACUGUCGGUACCGGUGCAAAUCGAUUUUCAUAUUUUGUAGUGAACUCAGUCUCGGAUGAUUGGAUGGAACUGCCAAUGGUAACACCGUCUCAAAUUAAAGUAUCACGGGAGAUAAAGAAAUUCCUCACGGGCGAUCUUGAAGCUGAAAUUCAAUCGUAUCCCUGCUUUCCAGGGAAAGAGAAACAUUAUCUACGCGCGCUCAUAGCUCGAAUAACAGCUGGUACCUACAUUGCACCCCAUGGCUACUAUAGAACAAUAACCAAGAAAGAGAGACGUCUUUUCGAUGGUAUCGAAGAUGAUGAAGAGGAGGAGGAAGAGGAACCAUCUCUUCUAGGCGAAGACGAGGAGGAUAUUAUUGAUAAUGACAUAAUGCUAUUAAAGAACGAAAAAUAUGUACCAGAAUCCUUAGAGUCACUCACAAACCUUCACAAGUGGUUACAUGUAAGGCCAAAUCUAUUGCGUCAGGGGCGUGUGCUCUGGUAUGAUGAACUGAAAGCACAUAAAACUCGUGAAAAAGAAUUAGAACGUCUGCGGAAACUAUUGCGUAUGGAAGAAAUGGGCGAAGAGGAAGACGAUUUGGACCAGGAAGAAGAGGAGGAAGAGGAAGACAUGGAAGGUGAAGAGCUUUCCGUACCCGAAGAAGGACCGCCCAUACUGCACCCCUGCUCUAAUGAUCUCAGUGAUCAAUUCACUAUGCCAUGGGUGACACGUUUCACCAGUAAGUAUACGAAUCGAAAUGAACGUAUACUCAUCCUCCAAUCCAAUGUCUGGCCGGGUGCUUACACCUUCACCUUUGAAAAGUUGUGUGAGUCAAUAUAUGUGGGUUGGGGUCAUAAGUAUGUCGCGCGUAAUAUGGUAUUGAAACAUCUGCCACCUGUUUUGGAGGAAUAUCCGCAUGGGGAGGAAGACUUCAUCGAGACAACCGAUCCAACACCAGAAGAGGAGGAAGCCUAUCGUUUGAGUUUAAUUAAGAAAGUAAAGAAGGUGGACGAAGAACAUUUGGAUGAAUAUGACGAUGAACUUUCGCCUGAAACAAAUACUGAGGAUGAAGAUGAAGCAUGA